UCUUUAUUCUGUGUGCGCUAUAGUCUUCUCUCCCGCUUUUGCUUUACUUUCUCGUUACCCUUUUCUUCGCUUGCUUUUACUCACUCUCUGUUUACUUCAACUCACACAAGCAAAACAAAAAAAGUCUCAAUUUUGUGAUGACCCUUUUAAGGAAUUAACCAAAAGAAGAAGAGAUUAUGGAGUGGGAAAAACAACAGCAACAGCAACAACCAGUGGCUCCACCACAGACGGCGGAGGAGUUGAACAGUGGUGGUGGUGGUGGUGGUGGUGGUGGUGGGAUGUUUGUGAAAGUGAUGACAGAUGAACAAAUGGAAGUAUUAAGGAAGCAAAUAGCAGUUUAUGCUACUAUUUGUGAACAGCUUGUUGAUUUGCAUAAAUCCAUGGCUACACAACACGAUCUUGCUGGAGCCAGACUAGGAAAUUUGUACUGCGAUCCACUGGUGACAGCCGCUGGCCAUAAAAUCACUGGCAGACAACGCUGGACUCCAACACCUAUGCAACUUCAGAUUCUUGAGCGAAUUUUCGAACAAGGCAAUGGAACUCCAAGCAAACAGAAGAUCAAAGAGAUAACUUCUGAGUUAUCUCAACAUGGCCAAAUUUCUGAAACAAAUGUGUAUAAUUGGUUUCAAAAUAGGCGUGCUCGAUCAAAAAGGAAGCAACAGGUUGCAGCUACAAACAACACUGAAUCAGAGGUGGAGACAGAGGUUGAGUCACCUAAUGAAAAGAAAACAAAGCCAGAGGAUCUGCAGUCUUCUCACAUGCCAACUUCAAUGGCUGAAGACCUUGGCUAUCAGAACCCUGAAGUGAGCUCUGGAAUGCAUUCAAUAGAUCCACGAACCAGUAAACCCGAGCCUAUGUUUCCAUCAGAAGGUAGUUCAAAACCUGCUGCAAGUUAUGGCCAAAUGUCCUUCUAUGGAAUGUCUAAUCCAAGAAUGGACCAGCUAAUGGGAAAGAUGGAAGUGCCAGGGAGCUAUCAUCCAUAUCUACAUGCAGAAGACUACAACAUGACCGGCUAACUAUCAAUUUGGAAACGGGGCUUCGUGAGUGUUUGAGAAAUUUAGGAGUUAUGCUGCUCUUGCAGUUAGCCACUGAUUGAUGAUUAUAUUACAGGAUGUCUCUGUGUAUGGAAAUAUGUACUUAUAUGGACCACGCUUAUAGGAACUAUAUAGUAAAUAGUACUCUCUGUUUAAACCGCUAAAGCACUUUCACUUUCCUGUGUCUGCAUAUUUGUCUCUCUUUAGCAAUUCAUAUCAUUUUCCUCUGAAA
This is a messenger RNA of Lycium ferocissimum, 1266 nucleotides long. RefSeq names its product WUSCHEL-related homeobox 8. The coding region runs from base 177 to 1016 and encodes 279 amino acids. The transcript is spliced from 3 exons. NCBI's taxonomy places the organism in Eukaryota, Viridiplantae, Streptophyta, Magnoliopsida, Solanales, Solanaceae. The record is from RefSeq and is a predicted model, not a curated record. Gene Ontology annotation, molecular function: DNA binding; DNA-binding transcription factor activity.